AUGACAACUCCAGAUAUGGAUGCUCACGAGGCAGAGGAGAUGACGAAUUCCAUGAUGCGGAAUUCACCACUCCCAGAUGCUGAGAGGAGCGAUGAGAAGCUCCCGGAGGAGGAAGGAAGCGAUAAGCUUCCGAAAGAGGGAGAAGAUGAGAUCGAAAAGCUCAAGAAUAUCAAGGCGGAUUCUGACCAGGAGAUGGCAACAACCCUCCAACAGCUGAAGGACUUGUCAGAAUUCUGGGAUUUGAUGCAGCUGGAGCUUGAGGAGCUAAGAGAUCUAAAGGAAGCUGCUCAAGUUGUGACAGACACUACGGAGAUCCCAGAAGGGAACGAAGACGAACCGCUCACGUUGGCGGGAAGGCUUCAUAGACAAUGUCAGGUAGAGAUAAAGAUAUUGUAUGGGAACAUGGUGAAAAUUUUUAUCCCGGAUGGCGGUGCAAAGGAGGUCUCCGGCCCACCGAUACGUGAAGAAGGUGAUUUUAUCGACCAGCUGGCCCAUCUUUCAUUUUAUGAUGAGAAUAAUCCGGUGCGGGAAUGGAUGGAAUAUGGUCGAUCUAACCGCGCUCCAGUUCUGGACGAGGAUGAUGAUGACGGAGACGUCCCUCUCCCGUCUCAUAUUGUCAGGGAUCAAAUAAACCUCUCAGAUCUACGUGACACUACGGGGGAUGCUUGCAUCAGCGAUUGGGCACGUAGACAUGUGGGUGACACUCACCUAGGGAAGAGGAAAUUCCAGAGGGGGCAUACGAAGGGUGACUCGAAGCGUCAAAAACAAAAAGGAAAAGCAACAGCAAAAUCAGUGAACAGCGACACGUCCACAGAUGAUGGCGAUGGUGAGCGUAGUCCACCGUAUCAAGAGACUGGGGAUAGCAGCUCCGCUGGUGAUGGUGACGGUAGUGACGGUGCAGAUGCUGCUGCUGGUGGUGGUGGUGGUGGUAGUGGUGGUGGUAUUCCCAUUCGUUUCACAGGGGAGACUCAGUUCACACAUGCUACACAGGACCCCGAUCAUGGAGCACCGGAAUCGCCGAGGAGAACGGUUGGACCGACGGACAACGAUACUCCACAGUACUCUUCUUCCUCCUAUAGCGAUUCCAGGCACUCUUUUCACUAUCCCAUACCUGACAUCAGCAUGGAGCCACAGACGAGAUGGGUGUACGAAUGGGAAGACCCCCAUUUUUACACUAUGUUAGUUCAGGAAUGGGAGACAACAUCGGCGUGGACAGGGCAAUCUUGGCAAGACUACAAGGCUGAACUGCUUAGAGUGCGAGGUUUGAAUGUGAUGUCCAUCGCCGAAUACCAAAUGGCGUCCAGAAUGGGGGUCUUCCCAUUCUUACGUUGAACUAUUAUUAAUGUGUAUCAGUGAGAGUGACUACUGUAUUUGUAGGCACGAUUAGGACUAUGGUAUUUGUAUGCACGCGCAUUAAUAUUGUAUAUCUCUGCAUAAUUAUAAAUUGUUACUUUGGUGUGGUAUUUUACAUUAAUAUGUGCAUAGUUCAUACCAAAAUUUCCUUUUAUUUCACACCACGGAACCAAUUUAAAACUGUCGGUUUAUUUUGUUAAAAGGCCGGUAACCGGUGCAACCGGUCCGGUUUUACCAACAAACCGGCCGGCU
Messenger RNA from Panicum virgatum (switchgrass), 1605 nucleotides. RefSeq lists its product as uncharacterized. NCBI's taxonomy places the organism in Eukaryota, Viridiplantae, Streptophyta, Magnoliopsida, Poales, Poaceae. The transcript is spliced from 5 exons. The coding region runs from base 1 to 1332 and encodes 443 amino acids. The record is from RefSeq and is a predicted model, not a curated record.